Molecule: messenger RNA, 2146 nt
Organism: Glycine soja
Lineage: Eukaryota; Viridiplantae; Streptophyta; Magnoliopsida; Fabales; Fabaceae
Product: chitin-inducible gibberellin-responsive protein 1-like
Exons: 2
Coding region: 234-1967 (577 amino acids)
Biological process (GO): regulation of DNA-templated transcription
Cellular component (GO): nucleus
Molecular function (GO): DNA-binding transcription factor activity; sequence-specific DNA binding
Source: RefSeq, a predicted model, not a curated record
ACGUUGUUAUCCGUACCACCAGCCUUGUCUAUCUCUAUAUAUAACAUUCAAACACCCUUCCCCAAAAACAACAUCAUCCAAGCUGCACAAAUUAAUAUCCAACACUCUCAAGCUUUCCACUUUCAAACUCUGCCCGCUCAAUUUGCUUUAUCUUUCCGAGAUUUAUAUACACUUUUAUUGAAACUGUUGGGAUUCAAGUCUGAAACAAAAUCUUAAGAAGUUUGCGGCAGCUGAUGCCAUCAUCUUUUAGUAUGGAUUCGCAACAGCUCUUCAGUUUCGAAUUACCUUACAUGUCAUCUUUACCCACCGUUCCAUCGCUUCUUGGAUCCUUGAAAUAUGACACAGGAAACUCACCUAAUUCACCCUUCUCCACUUAUUUUGAUUCUGACACUCUUUCGGCAUUGAGUGACGGCCAGGAGCAAUACAGCCCUGGAGAAAUCCUCUCUGGUGUCAGCCCCUCUUGUAACUCUUCUCUGGAAACCAACCAUUAUAUGUAUAGAUCAGUCUCCACUUUGGACAGUUUCCCAUUAUAUUCUGAUAGGAACUCUCUUCUACAGACUAUGAGUUCUAAUCAGAAAAUCCAACAUGCUUUGCUGGAGCUAGAAACUGCUCUGAUGGCACCUGAUGACGAUCAAGUUAACACACCGAAUACAUUGGCCGAGAGCAGCAGGCCAAUGGCAUCAGGCCAGAGAUCCAGGUCCUGGAGCAAUGAGAACCAUGUGUCACAAUAUACUCAAACUCAGCCAUCAUAUGCAACUGCCAAUAUGCAGUCAAGUGAAGUUGUGCACGUAGAGAAACGGCAAAAGUUGAUGGAAGAAGCAACGCUACAAGAUUUCCCACCAAACAAUUUGAAGCAGUUGCUGAUUGCAUGUGCCAAAGCCCUGUCUGAAAACAACACGAAAGAUUUUGAUCAAUUGGUAGGAAAGGCUAAAGAUGCUGUGUCCAUCAAUGGGGAGCCAAUCCAGCGGCUUGGUGCUUACAUGGUAGAAGGGCUUGUUGCAAGGAUGCAAGCAUCGGGGAAUAGCAUCUAUCAUGCCCUCAGGUGCAGAGAGCCUGAAGGUGAAGAGUUACUCACUUACAUGCAACUGUUGUUCGAAAUCUGCCCCUACUUAAAAUUUGGUUACAUGGCUGCCAAUGGAGCCAUUGCGCAAGCAUGCAGAAACGAGGAUCACAUACACAUCAUAGACUUCCAAAUUGCUCAGGGAACUCAAUGGAUGACUCUUCUUCAAGCCCUUGCUGCAAGACCUGGUGGUGCUCCCCAUGUUCGGAUCACAGGGAUUGAUGAUCCUGUUUCCAAAUAUGCCCGUGGCGACGGACUAGAAGUUGUUGGGAAAAGGUUGGCCUUGAUGUCUGAGAAAUUUGGCAUCCCAGUUGAGUUUCAUGGAGUUCCUGUUUUUGCUCCAAAUGUGACAAGGGAAAUGCUUGAUAUCAGGCCAGGAGAGGCCUUGGCUGUGAAUUUUCCCUUGCAACUCCAUCACACAGCUGAUGAGAGUGUUCAUGUGAGCAACCCAAGGGAUGGACUUCUGAGAUUGGUAAGGUCACUUUCUCCCAAGGUGACCACACUGGUGGAGCAGGAAUCAAACACAAACACAACCCCUUUCUUCAACAGGUUCAUUGAAACCUUGGAUUACUACUUGGCAAUCUUUGAGUCCAUUGAUGUCACCCUCCCAAGAGAUAGCAAGGAGAGGAUUAAUGUGGAGCAACAUUGUCUGGCCAGGGAUAUUGUGAAUAUCAUUGCUUGUGAAGGCAAGGAAAGGGUUGAGAGACAUGAACUGUUCGGCAAGUGGAAGUCGAGGUUAACGAUGGCCGGCUUCCGUCAGUGUCCUUUGAGUUCUUAUGUGAAUUCUGUCAUAAGAAGCCUUUUGAUGUGCUAUUCAGAACACUAUACACUGGUGGAGAAGGAUGGAGCCAUGUUGUUGGGGUGGAAGGACAGAAAUUUGAUAUCAGCUUCAGCAUGGCAUUGCUAAAAACAUAGAUAGUAGGAAAUACUGUGUAGUGGUAAUAGAAAUACCAUGAUGAUGGGAAGCCAAAUGGUAUUUGGGAGGGUUUAACAUGUAGCUGAUUAAGGUUUAUGUUCAUUGCCAUUGCUCUCAUCUCAUGUACUGGUAGUAUAUUGAUUCUUUUAUAAAAUGUCAUUUAUGUUAAC